Giardia duodenalis is the source of this 8013-nucleotide messenger RNA. RefSeq names its product Kinase. The record is from RefSeq and is a predicted model, not a curated record. Bases 1 to 8013 code for a protein of 2670 amino acids. The transcript has a single exon. NCBI's taxonomy places the organism in Eukaryota, Fornicata, Diplomonadida, Hexamitidae. Gene Ontology annotation, biological process: intracellular signal transduction; peptidyl-serine phosphorylation. Gene Ontology annotation, molecular function: protein serine/threonine kinase activity; ATP binding.
AUGACUUCAGAUCUUGAGUUGGAUAAAGAUACCGAGGGGCGGAUAUCGAUGUUCAGUAAGUUUGUGGAGGAUUCCAUUCAAGAGAUGUUUGCAUAUCUGCUGAGCCGGGAGCACCGGCUCAAGGAAGCGCAGAUAGGAAUGUUUGAGCAUCUCAUUGAAGAGGCGUCGCAGCAACUGCUUAGCCCAGAGCGCUGCAAGCAGUACUCCAGCCAACGCCCCCUUCUCAAUGAUCUCUCUUCAGAAUUGAACCCCUAUACUUCUAAAUCUCUAAAUGACGCCAUUCAAAAUGGCGAGGCACUACCCAGACUAAAUGAUGAUAGUGAACAGGUACACAAGGAGCGCUAUCUAACUAUCAUGAAUUCUCUGGCACUGUCGGACACUCAGCAGAUUUCACUGACUGACUUCAUGAACACGAUUUACAUACGUGAAUCGUUUCUUUUGCGUUCUCGGCGGUCUGGUAUUUCAAUGGACUACUUCUACCUUUUAAAGGACAUUGGCUCUGGCGCUUAUGCGUCUGUCCACCUUGUGAAGCACAAGUUUUCGGGUCAGCUGUUCGCCCUCAAGAAAAUCAACAAGAGCAAGAUGAAAAAUCUUUCAGACAGAAUACGUCUUCGCAUAGAGCGCUGCAUAAUGAUGCGCAUUCGCUCGUCUUUCAUCGUCGGCCUCCACUAUGCGUUUUACGACGAUGAAAACAUAUACUUUGUUAUGGACUAUGCUGCUGGAGGUGAUAUGAAAUCUCUUCUGGACAUAGUCGGGAGUGUCAGCGAAGGCUGGGCCAGGAGAUGGUUUGCAGAAAUAGUUUGCGCUGUUUUAACUUUACACGGUCAUAUCGCACAUCGAGGGGAAAGGCAUCUGGAUCUGCACCAGAACCAGCCUAAUGCAGAGGUAGUGAAUGAAAUCAUGGCAGAUGAGGCCAGGCGUGAGGCAAAUAGUCACUACCAUUCCUCCAGCAGCUCCGACUCCAAUUCUUCAGAAUCCAAUGACUUGGUAGCCUCUGCCAAGACUAGCGAAGUAUCGUCUCACUUCACCGACAGCAUCUUGUUUGAGAUUCAAGCCAAAGCCUCCGUGCGCUCAGAGAGUGCGCAACCUAAGGUUUCCUUGCCUUUGGGGUCGUCACCCAUUCUUUCAGAAUCUCAGCGAUCAGCAAUAAGUAGCCUACAAAAAGCAAAACUUGCCCUUAAGAAUUCUAGGGCCAAUACAAAUAAGAUCCCAGCCUUUUCCACAAGCAAAUCAGCUCCGCUACCGAAUGCUUCACUCCACCAAGUAUCAUUUGACAAGAUGCUUCUCAGAUUUGCAAUACCUCCAAUUCCUCCUCCGGUGGUCGAUGUCACGCCCAUGAACCUUGUGGAAAAAAGCGACAUUUCGAAUCUCAUCCCCCCUGUUCCUCUUAUCUUUUCCAGCAAACAGUCCAAACAGGGUCCAAAGCCUGUCGUCCAGAGAUCGUUACUGAGUCGCAUGGAAACUGCUCCCACCACCGAUCCCGACGACUCCAGCUCCUCAUCGAAACAAAAUCAGAACUCUAGCCAUCUUUUGUCAAGUAAGCGUUGUCCCUUGCAUACCUCUUCGGAAACGCCCUCUAGUUCUAUACAACGAGGCUCUGCUAGCAUUUCAGAAAAUGCUACAUCUACUCUGAGCGGACCGUUGUCUGGACUCACUCAGGCCUCCUUCUGGCAGCCCGAAUCCGAGGACUGUAUAGAGGUCGCAACCCCGGCUGAAAAUGUAGAGAUAACGGAGGCAAGCUUCUUAGAUGGACGCGAUGCCGACUCCUCCUUCAUAUUAGCAUCUAGGACUCGCGUUGAGAAUAGUUCACAAAGAAAUCUGCUAGUCCCCGGGCUUUCCUCCCCUGCUCUUAGUCGGCCGAUGAUGAUCAGUGCGCUGCCUCCAGAACAAUCUGGGGCUGCUUCUUUAGAUAGUACAACCAUGCAGCAUCUGCCUAAUCCAGUAAUAAAUGGAUCUCGAAUUCCGUUACAUCCUCUUCCUCCUGAGCGUUUCAACCUGUCCGGCACUACUGCGCAGAAUCUGUCCCGUACGCAAUCGUCAGGACAUACCGCGUCUCUUUCCACGACAAAUGUUCUCAGGAACCAGCAACCUGCAGCCAAGUCGGCGGCUCCUAAGCAGUCACAGCUGAGAGUGGAUCCUCAUCUCUCGCAAGCUUUACCACCAAAACCUCCUGCACCUCCGCAAAAUCUUCCCUGUGACGAGUCUAAGCAACUCAUCGAUAUCUUUGUGCAUAGAGAUCUCAAGCCGCUUAAUUUCCUCUUCCGUGAUGAUGGUCAUAUUCUCUUAGCGGACUUUGGGCUUGCAGAGCAGCUUCCAUCCGUUGACGAGGGUGCUUCUCCUCUUAUCGAGGCUGUCAAGGUAUCCGAAAAGCAGACCAGCACCACGAAGAUUUCUUCAACAAGAGAAACAAGCUCCCUACUGGUUGGAGAACGUGAGAUAGUUGGCACCGUUGAAUAUAUGGCUCCAGAAAUCUUCAAUGCACCGGCCUAUGGGCGGUCGGUGGACUACUGGGCCCUCGGGCUCAUAUUAUAUGAGCUGCUGACCGGCGAAGUUGCUUUUGUUGCAUCGACUCCUGACGAGCUAGUGCAGCGAUUGGCUGCUAUAAAGACAGAAGAGGACUAUGAUAAGUGUGUGUCUCGGCCUGACUUCAUCAGCGACGAAGCUUGGGAUCUGAUCCACGGCCUCAUGGCCCACCCUACCAAGCGAUACGGAUGCUCGGAACACUUGCACUCGCUUAUGGAUCAUCCCUUUUUCACUCGUGGAUACUCGCGAAAUCAGAUUCUCAACUAUCAAACGCCCGAGCUCCAAGAACUCAUUUAUGCAUACAAGAGUUACGAAGAAACAGAAGCAGUUGAGCACACUAAUGAGCCCUUCCAGUUCGAUGAGGACCUUCUCGAUCGCCUUCCAGUCUAUCCCGACGAAGAGUUUCUAUAUACGCUUCCCACCCACUGGAGACCUCGCAUAAACAACGACGCCGAUCUGAAGCUUUUCAAUGAGCGCGAACUAAAAAUUUGUGGGAUUGUUGCCAGUAACAAUGGUCGGUAUCAGGCUGAAUCACUUUCCGAGCCAGACACAGAAAACGACUCAACCUCUUCUGACCCGGUGCUGCUGGUUCCUCGCAGUCGUGAUGGAAACCUCUCCAGUCGUAUGAGUGUACGCAGAUCCGUCCACGCUACUAAAAAACUACGUGAAAUACUUCGCCAUGUUCCAGUUGAGACCUAUAAGAAGGCCCGCGUUCGAGCAGAAGAUUCUGGCGCCUACUCGUCUGUAUACCGUCAUACUGCUGGUGGCGGGCUGGACGAGAGUCUUGCUCCUUCAAACGUGUCUUCCUUUUCUAUAGAUUAUUUAGCCGACGCGGCUAGCGUCACAAAAGACCUUUCUCGUGACACCUUCUCGUCUACUUCAAGGACAGGUCGCUUAGACGAUACUAAGACCAGAACUGUCGGGUCAUCGUUAAACAACAUGGUCUGUAACAUUUCUAACAGCCCUUUGGCUAACCAGACUUGCGACUUUCCUAACCACAUUCGAUACAACUCUGAAGACUCAGACAAUCAGAGCUUGAUAGAAGACGAGGGGGUUCGUAGUCAAAACGUUACAGACCUUUACUCCCUCUCCAGCAAGACUGAGUUGAUUGGGCUGGAUUCUUUGGAGACAGCAACAUCAAGCCUUUCCAAAGUAAAAAUGGCAUACAAUCGAUCCGUAGCUGCGCCACACAUGAUUGUAACGGACGAUUCGGAUCAAAACAGGACAUUUACAACAGACGAGGAGGACCACCUCAAAACCAUAUCUCGGGUUUCGUCAAAGAGUAGCAUCACGACCUUGCUCCCAGCGUCAGAUGACGAGCACCUUUUUGCCUCUCUUGUAGAGAUCAUUUUGCAAUUAGGCCUAGAUUUGGAUACUGAAGACAUGGAAAGCUCCGCAGAAGAGGCUAUGGUAGGUUUGAAGUCGUUUGCCCUUUUAACUAUUGUUAAAGAUGCACAUUAUAAUAUCCCACCUUGUACUUUUAACACCGUAGUUCAAUCUCUCCAGACCACCUCCUGUCUGAAAGAUGGCAGAGGCGUCACAGGGGUUCCUACGAGCAAGGAUAGCUCGCUCUUAAAACAUGGACAGAUCUAUUCAACUUCCCGCCUCAGUGGCUCCGUGUUUAGUUACGAUUCUAAACCUCCUAUUAGGACCAUAUCCGGACAUAUUUUUAACGAAGGUGAUGCACCGCAGAAUUCCGCAGAUAUGCCUCUAUCUUCUGCAGUUACUUUGCCCGAUCCAUGCACGCAGGCAAUGGGGCAAACUUCGGGGGUUUGCUCUGACUCUUUUGAUGUUCAAAGUUUCCGCUCCGUGCCCCUUUCUGUGAUGAGUCGUAGUGUUGAUAUUAAGCUUAUUCAUAUUCGGGAAAAGAUGCUGACCCUUUCUAACAAGUACUUACCCAACUUGUUUGCCUCCUCACUAGAAUCCCAGAAGGUUGCAUCUCCCAUCAGCAAAGACGGUGUCUCUUCUACGUCGUGCACUCCCUACAAUAAGUGUACUUGUGCAACAAAUACUAGAUCUGGCGCAGUUUUCGAUUGGAGACAUUACACAGGCUUCGUUACCUGCAUUCCAAAUGCCCCCUACAUAUCACUAGAGGCGCAAGUAGGCUAUGCACUGGGGGCGGCUGCGUCUCUGGCCAUUCAUCUUUCUCAGCUUGGUCCGAAAGUCUUGAAGGAUCGCGACUCUGUGUUCACCUCCUCCCAGAAUAUAAGCACUGCCUCCAUAAGUAUCUUAUCUUCUCCGAUGCCAAGCUGCUCACCACAAUACGAUGACGAUGAGCUGGGUGCGGUAGCGUUGAGUGAUGCUUCAUCGUGUCCAUCGCUAACCUCCCUUGUUUUGCGGAUUGAGUCCGUUUCUUCCUCCACGUCACAGCUUUGCGAAAUCCCUGGUCUGGAUGAUGUACCUGAAUCCUCGAUGGUGGACUGCACACGCGCCCCAGUCGAUGCAUGCCAACAACGAGCUAAUAUAACCUGCAACGAACUCAGCCAACGCUCCACCUCAUCACUCAAGUCUCUCUAUGAAGCUGCUAUUGAAUCCUCGUUUUUACUUCCCACGCCCCUAAAGGGCUCGUUCUAUAGGGAAAACACAGGCUCUCUAAUCGAACUGCGUAUAGACACGCUAGUUAAGAACCUUCCCAAAGACCAGAAUCACUCUGUCAAGGGGCUGGGGUAUGCUCUCUCGCAAACAAGUUCUCCCAAUGAACUUCAAGCUUUCAUAGACACCGAAGUUCGAACAGAAGGAACCCCAGAGAGUAUAGGGAUUUUGGGGCAGAAGACGAUUACAAGCUCAUUUGAAAGGCGCAGCGGACAGAUUUCCGCGCUGGACUCGGACGCGCCGCCGUCUCUUGAAGAGUGUAAGGAGGUGACUAGCAAAACGUCGUCCUUUGAAGGCCGCCAAGAGACAUGCGCAGGUCACGCAACAGCCCUAAACAACGUGGAAGAGGUGAAAAGUGCCGACUCGUUUAGGCCAGACCUUGCAGAGGUAAAAGUAGCCUCCUGUAGUGCUGUGUGUAACGAGAAGUCUUCUCGGGAAAUAGAAAGACAGUCUAAGUCUAACGGAUCCGAGAGGGAGGUGGGGCUCGGUGCUUCUCAGAAUCAGCUUGGUGGCUUGCCCAUUCCUGAAGCCGCUGGCGUCUCUAUGGGCUCAAGUAUAUCCCUCCACAUGCCGAAUGAGCCGGCUCGCCCAGCAAACUUCUCUCUUAGUAGGGUUACUAGCGAUUGCACUGUUAGUGACUCUUCCAGCUUCCGCCCGCCUCCACUCUCUAUUGUCAUUCCUUCAACGAAAUUUCCGGAAAACUUUGGGAAUAUUUGCUUCACUCUUGGACGAACUAAGCAAGACGAAGCUAGUGAGAUAAGCUCGGCUAUCCCGUUCCGAACUUCCGUACCAAAACUUGUUCCUCCGUACCAAUUACAGGGGGCGCCCCGAAUUACAUCAAGUAAGGAUCGUCGGUAUAGGAUGCACGUGAGCUCUGCGCGUCGAACAACUAAUGCUCAAGACCCUUCUUGUUUGCAGGAACAGUCUGUAAAGUUUCCACUAAAUACAUCAGAGUCGAUCUCGACAAAACGAUCAAUUCCGUUAUGCCCAGAUGUACAGCCCGCGCCCGUCAUUGUGUCUCCAAACCGACUGACGACCCUGCAAAAUGCAACAUCAGUGUCAUUGCCGUUGAAAAAGGUGCCAUAUACUCAGCUCCCCCUAAUCACGCAGAUAGCAAGCUUGCCCUUCCCUGUAACAAACUCUGCCAAGUCAGAGUCUACUCGGCCAAAAGCUACCCGGGUUUUCCCUAUCAUCACCGGAAAAAUGCCCGACAUAAUGCCCAUUACUACGUCGUCUACUCAGUCCAGGGCAACACUUCCUGCUGCGCAAAAACAGGAACCAGUUAGCAAGAAGAAGGACAGUGACCACAGUCAACUGGACUACAACUCAAUGGAGAGCGACGAAGAGUCUUACUAUUACUAUUCGGAUUCCUCGUCGGAAGACCCCGGCGAUGUCCAUUCGGCGCAUGCUUCCUCGACCACAGUGAUUGACUUGGAUGUAAAGAAUGAAAGCCACCUGACAGAAGAUUCUACGAUUUACAAGGAUACUCAGAUACCGAAGCACGUUCCGCUUAGCAACAUGAGGAACGACAGGCAAAACACUUCUAUAACCCCCAUUUAUAUACCGCCAACUCUCCCUCUGACAGGGGAUUCAGUAGCUUCACCACCAGUCUAUAGCGACAGAGCACCUCAUUCAACAGAUUUUCAGCGUCUGCGUCCGGCCCCUCUCCUCCCACAGACACCCUCCAGCGAUAGCAACAUAAGCCUGGUCACGCUUCCGCUGGGGCAGGAAAGCAAAGAUCCCUACUCGCUGAGCAGAACAUCUCUAUCACAAAAUAGUGCCACGACUACCAAUGAAUUCAGAGUUAGUGCAAAGACGCCAAGGACAUGUGACGCGGACAAUCCUUCAUCUCAGCAGAGUGUGCGACAUGCGCUGUCUAACUCUUCCAUACUACGCAAUUCCAACUUUCAGUCCAUCUUACGGCAAAACAAAAGCGUCGACUUCGACGGGAAGCACCUGAGUAAGCUUGGCCACACAGUUGUUACGGCUGACUGCCUUGAAAGCCGACAUGUCAGGCUAUCGCAGGUCGAGACUCAGCAUUCCACUUCAUCGAUGAGUGAGGAUGAUGCUAAUGUUACCUCUGGUGAGUUAUUUUCGGAGAGCAGGUACACUAGCAAGCAGAACAUGGCCAGUGCAGGUGUUGAAGCGGUCGAGAAACGAGCUAAAGGGCAACCAGCGACUUCCACAAAGGACCGGGUUUCCUUUUCCGGCCGGGACACCAUUGUUGAGUUUCCUCACACAGAAGGGGAGAGCCAUUCUAUCAUCAUCUGUCAAAACGAUAGCUCAGCUAAUCUUGCGUGUACACGUCUGAGUGGCAGCUCUAUUGCAGGCGAGCUUGGUGCCUCACUCAAGCAAGGUCACCUUUCUGCUUCGGCGAGGGAUGUAGUUUCCUGCUCAACUCAAGAAGAAAUCGUCCCGACAGUCAAGAAUUCACUAACUUCUAAUAGGUCUCAAGGGGGAAACAUCCUACCUAAUAACGGGAGUAAGCUUCAAGGCAAUAUGUCUCAGAACAAACUUGAGUUGUCAGCAAGGCAUCAAUCAGUUGGCGAUGUUUCUUUACCUGCUCGGAAAAACACUGCCGCCUGCGGAAGAGAGGAAAGGCAGCUUGGGGAUUUACAUGCAGCAAAUGCUUUCAAGCCUAAGAGCCGAGCGCAGUCGAAGGCGCCGCACCUCGCGUCUAGGCAUGAAACAUCAGCAAACAAUGUCGAAAUGGCCGACUUCUUAGGGUUAGAGUUUGUGGCAGGCGAGGAUACACAGUAUGCUAACAAGGCCCUACGCUCUAACCGUUCAUUUGUCAGGGCGCUGGAAAUGGUUCCGCAGAGCAAUCGGCACUCACAGAGCACAACGGAUUGUUACUCCGGUGAGAUAACCGUGACCGCACCCUCUGAGAUAAAGUGA